Messenger RNA from Racocetra persica, 126 nucleotides. The record is from the annotation of a GenBank genome assembly. NCBI's taxonomy places the organism in Eukaryota, Fungi, Glomeromycota, Glomeromycetes, Diversisporales, Gigasporaceae.
AAUGAAUUUGUUGGUUUUGUCGUUUGUUGGUGUCGUCGUUCGUUGGUGUUUCGAUUUUGCGUGUCCUUGGUCGUUUACUUUUCGUCUUUCUUCGGCAUUUCUUCAUCGUUCGCUUGUUAUUCUUCG